This is a messenger RNA of Fukomys damarensis (Damara mole-rat), 5984 nucleotides long. It is a transcript of the gene Znf667, whose product is annotated as zinc finger protein 667. Gene Ontology annotation, molecular function: DNA-binding transcription repressor activity, RNA polymerase II-specific. Gene Ontology annotation, biological process: negative regulation of transcription by RNA polymerase II. The transcript has 2 exons. NCBI's taxonomy places the organism in Eukaryota, Metazoa, Chordata, Mammalia, Rodentia, Bathyergidae. The record is from RefSeq and is a predicted model, not a curated record. Bases 4078 to 5706 code for a protein of 542 amino acids.
GAACUGAGGCGCACGUGUGUCCUGGCUGCUCAGUCAGCUCUGACAGCGCCAUGCAGUGGGUGGCUUGGAAACAGUGGGGACUGAUUUAUUUCUCAGGGCCCCAAAAGCUGGAAGUCCAAGGUCAAGGCACUGUCUGGGGCUCUUCCCUGGGGCCCUGGUCCCCUCACAGGGCUCCACCCGAGGACCUAAUCACCUCCCAUCACGCGGUAUCCAGCCUGGUUACUCUGGGCCAGACUCAGCGUUUGGGCCGUUGUACGGAAGGAGACAUUCUGUGCAAGAGCUGUGUGAGUCCAAAGGGCUCCUCGCGGUGAGCUCUCCCCACUCCACACCUCAGAGUUGUGAGGCCCGUCGGAGGGGCCAGGUCUCAGGGUGAGUCCUUAGGUGGAGAAUAACCGAUAUUGGGGAGCCCCUUCUUGGGCUGGGUGUCGGUGUGAGUUAUUCGUAGCGGUGUGUGGGAGCUGCUGAUCACGCGUCACAGAGUAAACUGGGGCCUAGCGAGGCGCAGUGACUUGCCCAAGGCCAGCCAGCAGGGAGUGGCGCAGAGUUGGGCUCGGAGCCCAGCCCCGCUGGGUCCCUUGUCCUUCCAGCAGCCCCUGCAUCUCUGCUUCUGUGUUUCCCUUCUCGUGUUAAAUAGCAUGAGGAACGGUAGAGUCCAGUUUGUGGCACUUUUGUCAUUCUUUUAAAAAGAUGUCACAAGUUUUCCCCACGCCUCUUCUUUCUGGCUGCUUUUCACGGACUUGUGUCCUGGGCAGGUCGUUCUCUGGUUGGCCCAGUCCUUCGUCACUGACUGGACAUGGCUCACGCCGUGCGAGCACCUAGGGGUCAGCAGUGUGAUGAUGUGAGCAGAGGAAGGCUCCCCUCCCUUCGGGGCUUCGGAGGGGAGGUCAGGAGGUAGCCGAUAGCAGAACAGUACACUGGAGGCGCCCAUCCUCCUUAGCGCGAUACUGUUUUCAGGACUCCUGAUGAAAUGUAGCCGUAUGACUUAAAAUUAGAAAAAGGCAAAAGCAGAUACACGUGGGGAUCAGUAACUACACUUGUGUCGUGAAAUUGUCGUUGUUACCCUAACAUUCGUGUAUUUCUGCUUUUCUCACAUUUUGUUCUCAUGUAAUGUUCUGUGAGUAAUCUGUGCAUUGCAUUCUGUUUAGAUGCUCGUUUUGUACUACUAAUGGGAACACAGUAAGUGGCGUGGCCUGUUUUCUGCAGUAUUGAGCUGCAGAAGUAAGGGUAGGAUCACUUUGAGACUCCAGGUACUUUUGAGCUGACUUCAGAAUUACCACAUUGCUGGUCCCAGUAAGAACCCUGGGCACCGACUCUAACGAGUUUCGCUAACGCACAGACUUUCACGGGCACAGCUAGAGGAGUGAGGUGCAGCCCCGGGGGCUCCUGGGGGCAGCACCUGAAAACUGCUCACUGUUGGCCCUGGAUGGGCCCUGUUCGCCCUUUGCUGAUUUUCCUCCAUGUCCUCUCCCGUAGUAGAUUGCGUCCUUGAGUGACCAUAGGAGAGGUGACUCGGCGGCACCAGCCGCCACUUGGGGCCCAGUGUUGAUUCCACUUCACCCUUACGAGUCCUGGGUACUGGCGCUAAAACUUUCCUCACUGCAGUAAAUGAAUAGCAGUUGGCGCUGAUUCGCAGGCUUUGUGCUGAGGCCUGUCAUCCACGACCUCAUUGGAUCCCCACAGUACUCCUGGGCCCCCAGUCCCAGCUGGCAGGUGGGAACUUGGGUCCUAGCUUAAAUUACCCUCUGGCUGUCUAAUCCGGGAGCCAUGGGGUGAGGAUUGGAGCCUGACCCUUUCAGGACCCCGAACAGACCCCCUGGACGUCCAUACCACCCCACACGAGGUAGGCCAUGUUGUCUUUCCCGAUUGUUCGCUGGCAUUUGUUUUGUUCUGUUUUUACUUGCUUGCCUGUAAAUUGUGUCUUCACAAUCUUUCCAACAGUGAGUUUAUGUUUUUAAAUGUUCCGUUUAUGUGGGGAGUUUGAAUAUAGAAAUACAUUGAUGCUGCAUUUACUGCAAGUAUGUCCGUCCCCACUCUGUCCUGUGGCUCGUUCUGCUUACCUCUCGUUUUUCUACUUGGUUAUGUGGAACUGUGUUUUUACAUUUUCGUGUGGUUAAAAGGAUUGGCAUUCACCUCAUAAUGUCUCCUGUUACUUAUCGUUAGAAAUUCACCUGUCUCCUAACAUUUUGAAUAUAUUGCAUGUUAUUUGGGGGGAUCAAUGCUUUGGCAUGGAACACUGAAGUGAUUCUGGGGUUGAUCUUGGUGCGUGCUGUGGAUCAGGGGCCUUUGAGAUCUAAGACAGGGAGACGAGCUGAGGGAAUGUGUUAGUGUUCGUUUCAGUUUGGGAGAGGACUGAGGCCCUGAGCAAAGCGGGGAACAUAGAGGAAGGGAAGGAAGACCCUGCAGUGUGGGGUGGAAGAGUCCUGGAGAAAUCCCGGGCUUCUUUGUUGUCAUCUUGCGGUGCCGGCCCUGAGCCUCGGCCUCGCACUGCAGGCAGGAGCUGUAGCACUGAGCUCCGACCCUCAACCCUGGGUUUCUUGUCUGGCCGAUGCCGCCUGCUUCACUGUGAAAACUUCUGUCAUCGCCUUUCUUUAAUUGUCCACUUGCCCACAGUGGCGCGUGGACUUCAGUAAUGAUCACAGCGAAAGCGCUCGUGGGCGGUAGUAAUCCGUCUGGCCCUGGUACGCAGAAUCAGUCAUGGCACCAUACCCGUUCUACACACGCGGAAGCCAAGACACAGAGUGGUUAAGUUACUGGCUCAGGAUCACACGGUGAUCAGUGAUGGGUCUGCGGUUUGAACCCAGGAAGCCCAGCUCUGAGCAAUGCUCUUAAACCCUAGCGGUGGCGAAGCCGUGGCACAGGUGCUGCAGCAGGCUGUUUAUCAUCCACUGCUCUGAAAGGUUCGCCAUCACUGCCCCUAGGUUAUUGCUGCUUAGAAUUGUCAGUUUUGGAAGUAAAAAUACAGGAUGUUUAUGGGGAUGUGUGUAUACUAAAAAUUCUUCAUUUCUAAAUCUGAAAUUCAAAUCGAAUGUCCUGAGUUGGGGGGGUGCUCUAGGCCCUUCCCUUAGUCUUCCUCCUUAUCCCAGGUUAAUCUGGAGUUUAAAUCAGAAAAAUCCUUGAACUUGCUUUUCCACCUGCUGGCGCACUGCAGUGGCUGGUUUUGCAGCACAAUGUCAUGCUUGCUCUUUCACCUUUAUGCACCUCCAAAAUAUUGGGGUCCCUCCUGCCUCCUCAGAAGGGAGGUCUGACCCACUGCAGUGCUGUACCUCAGAUGUAUGCUGCAGGUCAUGGAUAUAAUUGAAAACUGUCUAGUAUUGGGCAACAGAGGGUAAAAAAAAACAGACCAGGAGGGAUUAGUUUUCCUAAUAUAGCUUAUUUAACCAAUAUACCCAAAAUAUCAUCUCUUUCGUAUAUACUCGAUAUGAAAAUUAUUAGUGAGUUUUUAAAAAUAAAUAAAUAAAAUAAUUAUAAUGGUUGUUCUGCUACAUGUGGAACAACCGCAGGUUCCCAGAGCUUUUCUUCCAAAGGUAUUGAGCAGCCGAGCUUCGCAAUUUUGGAUUGUUCAGAUCUCAGGAAGGUGAGCAGGCUGCUGCAUCCGCACCCAGCAAGGGCCAGAGCAGCAUCCCAAGUUGGACUUGCCAACAUCUCUACCAAACACUGGGUCUGGUCUCCCUGAGUACAUUGCAUGAAGGCUGGAAGGGAACUUUGGGGCUUCUUGUUCAAAUAUCCAGACGUCAAAAAUAAAGAAGUAAAGCUUUGGUCCAUAUUGGAGGAGAUAAAGAACUGUUAAAAAAAGAAAAGAAAAAGACCAAAAACAAACAACAACAACAACAACAAAAAAAACCAAGAACAAUAAACCAACCCAAUGGAGAACACUUUGCAUUGCAUUUAGACUAUUUAUUACCAGGAUUCCUGGGCCUGGCCACAGUAACAGAUUAACAGACUUUUACAUGGAAUUGUUUAAUUAUUUGUACUUUUCAUACCAGAAAAUAAAAGUUCAGAAUCUUCAAAAAAAAAAAAAAAAGAAGGAAAGCUUUGGUUGCCAGAUAGUGUAAUACUGAAUCAACAGAUAGAGGGGUGAUGUAUGUGCCAGCAAUUUUGUACGUGUUAUUUCCAGCUCUCACAAGAUCCUGGGAGGUAGACUCAGCCUCUAAGUGUGAGACCAAGAAAUUAUUGCCAAAUCAAUGCAGCAAAUCUAAGCAAAGCUUCUACCAAAGACCACUUUCUAUACAAAUAAAGAUUCCCACAGGCAAGAGGGUAGAGUUACUCCGAAGAAGGGCCAAGAAAGGGCUUUCAGUGAAGAAAUCCUUGAAAUGCAAGGACUGUGGGAAAAUCUUCCUUCAGAGAUCGUCCCUCAGGCUUCAUCAGAGUGGUCAUACCAGAGAGAGGCCUUACGAAUGCAGUCAUUGUGGAAAAGUCUUUAGACAGAUUGCAUCCCUCAUUCUCCACCAGAGAAUUCACAAUGAAAUGAAAAACUAUGAAUGUGAUCAGUGUGGGAAAAGUUUCAGUAGAAACAUAACCCUUAUUCUGCACAGGAGAACUCAUAGUAAAAAGGAAAUUUCUGAAAAUGGGAUGGCCUCAGAUCUGAGCAUGUCUCCUAGUGCCCACCCCAGCAGUCAUGUGGUCAAGAAUGCCCUCCAUUGCAGAAAAUGUGGAAAAGCCUUUAGUCAUGUGGCAGCCCUUUUACUUCAUAAGAGAGUUCACAGUAGAAAGAAAAUACAUAAGUGCAGGACAUGUGGGAGGGGCUUCAAGAACAAAUCAGUCCUUGUUACACACAAAAGAAUUCAUACUGGAGAGAAAGCCCACAAAAAGAAGGCCUUGGGUCAGAGUAUACAGCGAAGAAGUGGACUUUUAGAAAAUCCUUUUAGAUGUAGAAAGUGUGGUAAGUCCUUUCAUAGGAUUUCACCCCUUCUGCUUCAUCAGAAAAUCCACAUGUCAAGGAAACCCUAUAAAUGCAGUAUUUGCAAAAAGGAUUUUCAGCGGCUUUCAACCCUCUUUCUACAUGAAAAAAUUCAUAAGGGAGAGAUCCUCUAUCGAUGUAAUAAAUGUCCAAAGGUCUUCAAGCGAAAUUCAACCCUUAUUCAACACCUGAAACUUCACAGAAGGAAGAAGAAACUCUAUGAGUGUAAAGAGUGUGGAAAGAUGUUCUCCAGACCUGCAAACCUUAAAAUACACCAGAACAUACAUUCUGAAGAGAAGCCUUUCAAAUGCAGUAAGUGUAGUAAGGUGUUUGGCCGCCAGUCAUUUCUUAUGGAACAUCAGCGAAUUCAUACUGGUGAAAAACCUUAUCAGUGCGAGGAAUGUGGGAAAGCCUUCAGUCACCGGAUAUCACUUACUCGACAUAAGAGAAUACACAGUGAAGACAGACCCUAUGAGUGUGAUCAGUGUGGUAAGGCCUUCAGCCAGAGUGCCCAUCUUGCCCAGCAUGCGCGAAUCCACACUGGAGAGAAGCCAUACAUAUGCAAGACCUGUGAGAAGGCCUUCAGUCAACGCACGUCCCUUAUUCUGCAUGAGAGAAGUCACACUGGAGAGAAGCCUUAUGGAUGUAACCAGUGUGGGAAGGCGUUUAGCAGUGGCUCCGACCUUAUUCGACAUCAGAGAAGUCAUUCUUCAGAGAAACCGUAUGAAUGUAGUAAAUGUGGGAGGGCGUACAGUAGGAGCUCAUCCCUGAUUCGACAUCAGAGUACACAUCCUGAAGAAAAAGCCUGAGGUGAUUUUUUGGUGUGCGUGUGCAUGUACAUUUCCCAGGCUAGCCUUGAAUUCCUGGGCUUCAGCACUUCCUGCUUCAGCCUCCCAUGUAGCUUUUCUCUGUGGCUGUAAAAGCUGUAAGAACGAGGCUAUCAAAGAAGCAGUGAGAAGCCUGGGAAAUUAUAGAUGUCUUUGACUUAUGAUGGGAUUACUUCCUGUAAACUCUUCAUUAAUUGAAAAUAUCAUAAAUCAGAAAUAUGUUUUAUCUGGGUGUGGUAGUACAUACUGUAACCCCAGCA